UCCAUCUGCCAUGCUGUGACUGUCAUUUGAAAAAAAAAAACUUACUGUGUUGUUGAAAACGGCUAUUUUGUUUUGUAGCUAUUUUGGAUAUUUGGAUAAACUCAAUGUUAAUAAACACACUUUUUCAUCAACAUUCAUAAAAUGGCUUACGACUGCCAUCAUAUGUCAACUGCCCUAAAGUUCUUAUCUGGGCAAAGUGAAGAAAUUUGCAGAUUAUGUUUGGCAUCCACUGCUGGGCAAACCGUGGCUAAUAUUGGAGAUAGUUUUGUGCUCCAGAGGCCGUACUAUGAGGGCUCAGUUACUUUCGUUGAAAUGCUCCACGAACUGGGUGUAGGAGCUGAUGAGGCGCUCCCAGGGAACUUCUGUAAUGUCUGCGCUGAUACAGUUGCCAACGCAUAUCUGUUCAAGCGACUCCUUAACUACUCUUCCAGCAAGUGGGCUGAAGUCAUGAGCAGGCUAAGCUCUAGUCUUAACUUGGCUGAAUCAGCCAGGCCAAAUGGGAAAUCUGUUUAUCUUAUCAUAAAUGAAUGUGGUAAUGACAUGUUCACCAGUCGCAAUAGCCCAAUAGUCAAAAAGGAUGUGCUGAUUCAGAUUCGAAAAAGCUAUUCAAAAGCCAAAAAAAAAUAUUCCACGAGUGUGAAGUGUACAGAAUGUGAUAAAAAAUUCAAAUCCUACAGCCAACUUUCAAAGCACAAUGUUAAAGUUCACAAUAAAACUAAAAAUACUUGUCCACAUUGCUUCAAAAUAUUUGCUACACCUGGUCAGUUGGAAUACCAUGCAGAAAGGGUUCACUAUCCAAAAAAAAUUAAAUGUCCAAAGUGCAAGAAAAUGUUUAGCACACACAGAAUGUUGAAAUACCAUGACCGGGCAAAACAUGUGGCUGUUAUAUGUAAACUUUGUGGUGUGCAGGUCCCAUGUAAACAAAAAUUACAAGCUCAUUUAGAGAAACAUAAAGCUAAUAAAUGUCCAAGGUGUGGAAAAAACUUUGCCAAUAUUUACACAUACAGGGCUCAUGCAAAGGUUUGUGGAAAGGAGGGGAAUACACCAAACUUCUUUUGUGAUAUUUGUAAUAAAGGAUAUGUAUCAAAAAAUAGUAUACGCUCACAUAUCAAGACUGAUCAUGGAUUUGGUGAAGUACUGAAAUGCAAAGUUUGUGAAAAGAAGUUUGAUGCUGUCAGUAAGCUAAAGAAUCAUAUGGUAAAGCAUACAAAGGAAAGGAACUUCCAUUGUGACCAGUGUGGUAAUAGGUUUGUGACACAAGCUGCCUUAGUUUACCAUGUAAGACUUCAUACAGGUGAAAAACCAUUUCCCUGUGAAUUGUGCAAUGAAAGUUUUCUUUCUGCCUCUCGUAGGAUGGACCAUAAGCACAGAAAACAUUUUGGACCAACCAAGCAGUGUUCAAUAUGUCCUAUGAAAUUCGUGACAAGUAGUCAAUUGAGAAUACAUAUGAAUAGGCAUAGCAACCCCCAUAGCAAGUUAUAUUCAGGAGCAGAUUUGCAGCCCAUCACUGUGGAAACAUUCAUUCCACAAUACACUAUUGUCAACCUACAAUAGAAGCAUUGAAAUAAUAUUAAUAAAUGUAGUACAAAUAUAUCUCAAUGAAUAGAAGUGCUAUUGCUUCAAUGACAUAGUAUUGCUUCUCAAAUUUUUUAAUCAAAUGGAAUAAAAUAAUCUAUUUUGAAACUAUAUUUUUUGUAUUUUCUUUCCUCACAAUCAUGACGCAUGCACCAUGCAUGCACCCAUGAUUAUUUACAUAAUAGUUCAGUCAUAAUUUUUUGCCUUACAUGGUAAAAUGUUUUAAUUUGUAUUGAUUAAGUAUAGGUUGGUAAUGAAAAUUUAAGUUUUCCAUGAAGGUAGCAGUGAAGUUUUCGACCUCAAGACACCUCAAGAGGUCAGUUGGAUUGGGUCAGGUUCUUGAAAGUAUCCACUAGAGACGCUUUACAACUUUUUUGUCAUAUUUUUACCAAUAUUUUUCCAGUACCUAUUUUAUGAAUAUUCCAAGUGGCAAAAUCGGCAAAAAUCAAAAACUCAGUUUUGGUCAUUGUGAAUCUGUGGCUGCCACAACGUAUGAAUCUAUAUCCAAAGCAGUAAAAUUAUUUAAAAAAAAGUGUCAGUGACAGAUGACAGACACACAAAUUGACACAAAAAUAUCAACAAUCUGCAACAGAUUUUCUGAAAGCAGAAAAAUAGAAAAUACGGGAUGUUUUCUGAUAAAAGACAUAUUUUUCAGAUCAUUUCAGGAACAUCAGUGUAUUGUUGUUUAUGCCUAAACAAUAUUGCCGAAGGAAAUAGCUUUUUUUCAAUGGAAGACGAAGUAGCAAUAAAUAAUGCUAAUAUUUACAAAAUAACUGAUUUAAUGGCAUUCGUUUUGGGUUUUGAUUAUCUACAAGACAUCCCAACGAAGAUUGUGUGCGGUGGUUGCUUGGAAUCGAGUCUCAAAUGUUUUAGUUUCAUAAUUAAAUGUAAAGAAAAUACCAAACAUUUUUGCCAGCUGAUAGGAAGUGUGAAUAGCUGGUUAGAUAGUGCCAUGGAUACACUAGACAAUCAUAAAAGUGUUUUUGUGACUGUAGAUAACAAACUUUGUGUUCGUAGUUUCUAUUUUGACGAAAAAUUUGUAUCGGAUAACAAAGUGGAAGCAUUAAAGAGACUGCAGGAGCCUCUCGAUCAGAGAAGUGAGAAGUCUAAAGAAGAAUUACUUGAUAAUUUCAUUUUUGAUGAUCCUGGGUUUGAAACUAAAGCCAAUAUAAAGAAACGAAAAAAACUUAUAAUUAGAAGCAAAAUUCCAAUUAGCCAAAUGCUAGAUGGUGGAGAACACAGUGCAUUGUUCAAGUGUAAAGAGUGCCAUAAAGAGUAUCCUACAAUGUACAAUCUAAAACGACAUUAUGUUAGAAUGCAUGCUCCUAAAACCAUGAAAUGCAAUGAAUGUAAGCGAACUUUUGGAUCACAAGCCAUUUUAAAUGAACAUAAGUAUGAAAGCCACGCUUGUGUAAUGUGCACAGAAUGUGGAAAAACAUACACAAACCGGAAAACAUUGGCACUCCAUGAGUUGAGCCACAAGCUGAGAAUAGCUUGUACAACCUGUAACAAAGUAUUUUGCCGAAAAAAGAACUAUCGAAUGCACAUUUUAUCCAAGACAUGUGGACAGAAACAGAGAAACAAAACAAAAAAUAUGUACAUUUGUGACUACUGCAGCAAAACAUAUGCCUGUAAACCUACAUUACGUGUUCAUAUUCAAUUUGAGCAUUGUGGUGGGCAGCAGCACAUCUGUACUUGGUGUUCAAAGAAGUUCAGCGCAUUGAGCAAACUGAAGGCUCAUUGUUUGACUCAUACUCAAGAAAAGAAUUUCAGCUGUGAUAUUUGUGGUGGGAAAUUUGUUAGUAAGGAGUCAUUAUUGUAUCACACUCGUAUACAUACUGGAGAUAAGCCAUUUCAGUGCGAUCAUUGUGAUCAACGGUUUUUAUCGUCUUCUCGUCGAGCCGAGCACAUUCGGCGUCAUCACACAGAACCACGGCUGGAGUGCGACAUAUGCCGCCACAAAUUUAAGACGCGAUCCUGUCUGAUGCGCCAUAAGAAACGCCAUUAUGAUCCUACAAGUAGAUUGCAUUAUACUCGAGUUACUCAAAAUGAAGAUUUGUAAUUACUCCAUAUUAUUAUGUCAUUCAUGAUUUAUGCCAACAUUAUGCAUGCAAAUAGAUAUGCUUAAUAUUUUAAUAGUGUAAAAAUUACAUCCUGUAAAAGUAAUUUACUAA
Molecule: messenger RNA, 3749 nt
Organism: Ostrinia furnacalis (Asian corn borer)
Lineage: Eukaryota; Metazoa; Arthropoda; Insecta; Lepidoptera; Crambidae
Product: zinc finger protein 28-like
Exons: 3
Coding region: 142-1554 (470 amino acids)
Cellular component (GO): nucleus
Molecular function (GO): zinc ion binding
Source: RefSeq, a predicted model, not a curated record